AUGGACUCUGAGGGCCGGUUGGAAGAGGCUUUCUCGAAGAAGAACCAGAUGGAGACCGACUGGGACCGCCUCUGUGAAAUGACAAAAGAGAAGCACCGAGUGGUGACAUUUCUGACAGGACGGAGCUCUGCGAUUGUGGAUUUGUACAGCAAGAUGGGUGAUGUUGUUGUUGUCCCACAAAACUCAUCCGCCGUGAUCACCGCCGCCAUGAUGGCGGUCCUGCUCCAGCUGAUCGGCCAGCCAACCGAGCACGAAGUCGCCUUCCACCGCAAGAACCACCAAACUUCAUUCAUCGAAAAGAGCCAAGAGACGGAGGUGGAGGUUCCCAUCAAGCUGGAGGACAUCAUGAAAACCGCCGACCCUCCCACGUGA
This is a messenger RNA of Seminavis robusta, 372 nucleotides long. Lineage: Eukaryota; Bacillariophyta; Bacillariophyceae; Naviculales; Naviculaceae. The record is from the annotation of a GenBank genome assembly.